UCGUGCGCGUCAAACCCGUGCGAGGAAGCCGAGCGCGCGCUUCCACUCUCCGAGCAGACGCGAGUCGUAUGUGAGGUGUUGCGGAAAGAAACUUGUGUGUACCUGUUGGUGAUGCGAAUAUUCUUCGCAACUUGAAUUUCCUCUCGAUAAGUGACACACUCGGACGUGCCUCUCGACAUCCGUUUGCAAUCAGCAGCAAGAGAUAUUUAUAAAAAGACCUAGCUCGUGUGGCGCCGACGCCCAACCCAGCGCAAUGUCUCCCAUAGAGCAAGAGAAGGACGGCGCCCACGUCGCCUUCCAACUGAAGGAGAUGCCCGAGGGCGCAGCCGAGGAUGGCAUCGCCUCCUGCCCUUCCGGAGACCCGGCGGAAACCGAGGACGACGAGGAGAGGGACAAGCUGCCCUUCCUUAACCACACCAGGUACUCCACCGUCUCCGCCCCGGGCCUGACGACGAUCACCUCCAAGUCCUCCUUCGCGGGCCUCGUGUCCAAAGCCUCCUUCAGCGGGCUCAGUUCCAGGCCCUCGAUGGUGUCCCUCCGCUCCACCAUCUCGAGGGUCAACAGCGAGCUGUACCCCGAGAGGGACUCCAUCGUGGCCCAGAGCAUUGGCCAUUCCCUGGCCGAGCUGCCCAACCUGGCCCGGAAGAUGUACAUCAUUACACAGGUGCUGGCAGCUGUUUCGGUGUCCAUAGGCUCCAUGGCCGUGGGGUUCAGUGCGGCCUACACUUCACCUGCCCUCGCCUCCCUCGAUGCCCCGAACUCUACCCUGACUGUCAACGAGGACCAGAAGUCGUGGAUCGGGUCACUGAUGCCCCUCAGCGCCCUCACGGGUAGUUUUAUCGGGGGCUACCUCAUCGACGCCAUCGGGAGGAAGAUGGUCAUCCUCUUGUGCGGUCCGCCGUUUAUUUUGGCCUGGAUUCUGAUCGGGUCCGCCAUGAACAUCUGGAUGAUCUACGUCGGUCGGGCCAUCGGCGGUCUCUGCGUCGGUCUGCUCACCCUCACGCUGCCUGUCUACCUCAGCGAGACCAUUCAGCCUGAAAUUCGCGGCGUGCUGGGUCUCCUGCCGACCACCAUCGGGAAUUUGGGUAUCCUCGUCUGUUUCCUGGUCGGGUCGUACGUCAACUGGUGGUGGCUGGCUCUCGUGGGGGCUAUUAUUCCCCUGGUCUUCACUACCCUGAUGUGCUUCGUACCCGAGACCCCGAGGUGGUACAUCUCUCGAGAUCGCGUUGAGGACGCCCAAGCCUCACUCGAGUGGCUCCGAGGAUCAGCCGCCGACGUGGACUUCGAACUCGACGCCAUCCAGAGGAACUUCGAGAUCGCCAAGCAAGAAUCCUCCUCCUUGAAGGACCUGUUCAGACGCCAGUAUGCCAAACCCUUCCUGCUCGCCAUGGGCCUCAUGCUCUUCCAGCAGCUGUCUGGCAUCAACGCCGUCAUCUUCUACACCGUGUCGAUCUUCAAGAUGUCGGGUUCCACCAUCAACAACUACCUGUCGACCAUCAUCGUGGGCGUCGUGAACCUGCUCUCCACCUUCCUCGCCAACGUGCUCAUCGACCGACUAGGAAGAAAGAUCCUCCUUUACGUGUCCAGUGUCUUGAUCGUGUUGUCACUCGUGGCUCUGGGAACGUUCUUUUACAUCAAGGAAACGGCGGAAAACGCGAUGUCCGUCGCCGGGACCAUGAACCUGACGGCAGGCGCGGGGAACAGCACGGAUGACGUCACGGGCUGGAAGGAGACCGUCGACAGCCUCUCCUGGCUGCCCCUCGUCAGCUUCAUGGUCUACGUGGUCGCCUUCUCCCUCGGCUGGGGCCCCAUCCCCUGGCUCUUCAUGGGGGAGGCCCUGCCCGUCAAGAUCAGGGGCCCCGCCGCGUCCAUCGUCACGGCCCUGAACUGGUCCUGCACCUUCGUCAUCACCAAGACCUUCCCCGGGAUGGUGGAGCUGAUCGGGCCGUCCUACGUGUUCUACAUAUUCACGGGCAUCAUGACCCUAGCGACCUUGUUCGCCUUCUUCCUCGUGCCCGAGACUCGAGGGAAGACGCUGGAGGAGAUCGAGGAGGAGCUGUCGGGGAGGAGCAGCCUGCGGAACCGCAAGAUCAGCACCGUGUCCGGCCUGCACAUGUAGGGCUCUGGCUGUGAACGUUAGGAAGGACACAAGCAUGCAGGUCGUCUGGCCUGUCCGCGUGCGAGGCGCUUGGUUCCCACGAGUGAGAGAGCGAACGAGGCGACGCUGCGCACUGGCGAAUCCAAACGUUUCUCUCUUCGUUUUUCAUCCCGAUGUGGCUAGUCAAGGGAAAGGGAUACAGCCCUUUGAAGGAAUUGUCAACCACUUGUUUGGCAAUGGAAAUGACAUGAGUUUGGCUGCGACGCCGUUUGUUCAGUGUGAUUAUUUUUUUGCACUUUGUCAGGGAAUCUAGACUCAGCGAAGUUUAGAUAUAAAACAUUUUUGUUGUCAGAACUAGUAGGGUGAAACGGCAUUCUUCUGCGGAAUCUUUAUAAAGUACUUUUUUGUAUUUUAACAAAAAAAAAAAAAAAAAAAAAAAAGAUUUCGUGUCAAUGAAACGUAAAAACUUUUGCUCUCUUACUAUUUACAUCACGGAAAUUUGUGAUAGUUUCUGCUGGUGCUAUCUAAUUCGUGUCGAACACUUUUUCACAUAUUUAGUUGUCGUUUAUAUUCUUAUGACCCUAAGGAAAUGGAACUCGGCAUCAUACACGCAAGAAAUGGAUUUCAAACAAAUUGCUGAACUUCAUGUUUCGGUUUUAUUUAUACAUUCCUUAGAAACGAACUUGUGUAAAAUAAAUUCUGCCUUAGUGCCUUAUUCGGGGCAGUCAUCAUAGGUCUUCCAUUAGAGACAUUUCAAAAGAUAUCAGAAUCAUUAUGGUGUUUGUGAUUGAUAUAUUUCAUGUAUAUGCUUGUAUACAAUAGCACAUGCGUGUGUACAUAUUUACAAACAGUAUAAAACACACUUGUUAUACCUAAUAGUUUAGAAAUAUUCUUUAUGGACACAGUAAUAUAUGAUGUUCAUAUGUGGGUUUAGUAUAGUAUUUGCACCACUGACCGUGUUAGUUAUUUACAACAUAUAUAGCCAUCUAAGUUUUGUACUUGUGUAAGUUAAACAAUAUUGGUACUUUAUGAUACUGACAUAUAUAAAUGUGAUUAGUAUGUUUGUAAGUUGGAGUGUCAUGUAAAUGAUAUUUAUCUGCAUAUAAAGAGUAAGUUUGUGUGUGCGUUCAGUAGUGAAUGACAGGCAGGUCUCAUGCACUGGGAUAUUUGCCUAAAGUGAGGUACCAAACACGGUGAGUAAGUGAGUGUACAGUACAUUAGUGGGUAGCCAUUUCUGUUCGAUCAACAGGAGACUCUCAAAUCCAUUAAUCAUAUAUUCUCUCGAUAACCUAUAAGUUUGUUAUAUGAAUCCGUGUAAUAUACAUGUAUGUAAGCUUUAUAUGUAUACGUGCACACUUGUAUGCAGUUUUUUUUUUAAAGCUCUUUAAUAAUAAUAUUGCCUAAUAGAUUGUUGUAGUAUUAUAGGUUUCUUAAUAAAACUUGACACAGAA
Messenger RNA from Penaeus vannamei (Pacific white shrimp), 3549 nucleotides. NCBI's taxonomy places the organism in Eukaryota, Metazoa, Arthropoda, Malacostraca, Decapoda, Penaeidae. The record is from RefSeq and is a predicted model, not a curated record.